This is a messenger RNA of Drosophila eugracilis, 444 nucleotides long. RefSeq names its product galactosylgalactosylxylosylprotein 3-beta-glucuronosyltransferase I. Gene Ontology annotation, molecular function: galactosylgalactosylxylosylprotein 3-beta-glucuronosyltransferase activity. Gene Ontology annotation, cellular component: Golgi membrane. The record is from RefSeq and is a predicted model, not a curated record. NCBI's taxonomy places the organism in Eukaryota, Metazoa, Arthropoda, Insecta, Diptera, Drosophilidae. The transcript has a single exon. The coding region runs from base 1 to 444 and encodes 147 amino acids. Gene Ontology annotation, biological process: chondroitin sulfate proteoglycan biosynthetic process; carbohydrate metabolic process.
AUGGACGACGACAACUCCUAUUCAACGGAACUGUUCGAAGAGAUGAGCAAAAUUGAAAGGGGUCGCGUAGGCGUCUGGCCUGUAGGCUUGGUUGGAGGUCUGAUGGUGGAGCGACCCCUGCUCAACGAGGAUGGUAGCCACGUGACUGGAUUCAAUGCUGCAUGGCGACCGGAAAGACCAUUCCCCAUCGACAUGGCCGCCUUUGCCAUUAGCAUGGAUCUCUUUAUUCGGAAUCCGCAAGCCAUGUUCUCAUAUGAGGUGCAAAGGGGCUAUCAGGAGAGCGAGAUACUAAGGCAUCUGACCACCAGAGAUCAGCUGCAACCGCUGGCAAACGGAUGCAAGGAUGUCCUUGUUUGGCAUACCCGCACCGAGAAGACCAAACUAAAUGCUGAGGAGGCCCUCUUAAAGAAGGGCCAGCGAUCCGAUGGCGGUAUGGAGGUCUAA